Entrophospora sp. SA101 is the source of this 2460-nucleotide messenger RNA. NCBI's taxonomy places the organism in Eukaryota, Fungi, Glomeromycota, Glomeromycetes, Entrophosporales, Entrophosporaceae. The record is from the annotation of a GenBank genome assembly.
AUGGAAGUGCAAUUGAAGAAACAAUACCCUGAUCUUGAGGAAAAUGAUGUUGUACGACAAGCUGUUACUCCUAAACCAAAAAAAGUACUUUCUCCUCCAAGACCUAAAUCUCCUCAUUCAAGUAAAACGCAAAAUUUUAUUGAAAAAAACAAAAAACAAAUUAAAAAAACAGUUAAAAAAACCAAGGAUGAUUCUCCUCCCAUCUCUCCCACUCAUACCAUCAAACAACAACGUUCCUCUUCUGGUACUAGUGGUCAAUCAUCUUUUAACAUUACUUCACGCACACACCAUCAGCAACAACCAUCUGCUGGUAUCUUAAAAGAUACGUUGAAAAAGAAGGACUUUGCUGCUACUCGCCGUCCUCCAUCUCCACAAAAUUUCAACAAUUCUACUUCAAAUCAUAGUAAACCAACUGCUCAUGAACGUUCCCAUGUUCGUGCCACUACUCCCGAUGGUGCAUUACGCGAAGAAAAUAAAGCAUUAAAACGUUUACUUGAACAAUAUAUGGGUUUGUUGGAAGAAAAAGAGAAUGAUUUAUCUGAACUUGAAGAAAUCGUGAAUUCCUUAAAAAAAUUUAACAGUAAAUUAAUUUCUGAAAAUGAAUCCUUACGUGCUUAUCACAAAGAUCAUGAAGCUAAUGAAUUUAAUAAUAACAGUAAUGAUGACAACAACGGUUCCAAUGGCUCAUCACCUGCUUUACUUAUAAACGGUAUUGUGCAAAAUAACAAAAGGGUGUUUGGUAACCAAGUUGACAACAAAGUUGAUGAUAACAAAACUCUUGUAACUCCAUUAGAAAAUAUCGUACCACCAUCAUCUUCAUCAAAAACAACAACAACUGCUGCAAAGUCACCUGCUGCUAGUAUUAUCGCUGCUCAUACUCAACCUCAACCAAUAUUACCAAAAAUAACAGCGGCAAAAAAAUCCGCUGCUAAUACUACUGCUACUGUUCCUGUUAAAUCAACAACAACUACUACAAAAAAUGCAACUGCCCCUAAAACACCCGUUGCAACUUCUAAUAUGUCACGUGGUACGAGUCUGUUUAAUAAAUUAAACAAUAACAUCAAACCAUCUGCUUCAAUGGCUACUCCUUUACAAUCAGCAUCUUCUUUGAAACCUGAAGCCUCUCAUAAAACUUUGAUUCAUGGUAAAAAAACUGCUGCUGAUUUAAAUCAUCUUAAUAGUUCUUCUGAUUCUGAUAGUAGUGCCUUCACUAAUUCUUCAUCUGAUUACAAUGAUUCUGAUUCUGGUGAAGAUGAUUCCGAAGAUGACGACGAAAGACCAAUUGAAAAAUUUAAUAAAAAUAAUAACGAAUGGGGCCUAAAUGCUGCUUCAUUCAAGUCCGAUUUUGUUGACGAGGUUACUGAUAGUAGUAAUGAUGAGUUCGAAUAUGAACCACCUUCUUCUUCUCAACAUUAUCAAAAUAAAUAUCUCAACCAAAACAAUUUGGCUAACUCAACAACUCAUUUUAACAAACCAUCAAACUCUUUAACUUCUUCCUCCGUUGCUACAACUGCUUCGGUUGUUUCUACUUCUACUAAAUCAAAUUCUUUGGCUACCUCCUCCAACUCUUCUUCUGAUAACAAACCAAAAAAACGUAUUGAUACUAUUGCCACUCUCCAACAUUUUUUACGUCUCAUUUCUGAAAACAGUGAAUCAAAUAAAGACCCCAAAGACUUUUAUGAUCUCAAAAAAGUAAUCGAUGAAGGCUCUUCUGCUCAAGUUUUCACCGCACAUGCUUUGGGUACUAAUGAAGAAUGUGCCAUUAAAGUUGUUCCUCUCACUUACUCAUUGGAAUUUAUUUUUAACGAAAUUUUUAUCUUAAAAAACUUGAAACAUAAAAAUAUCGUUGACUUUAAGGAAAGUUUUGUAAAAUGGGACGGCAAAACUCGUGAAGUGUGGCUAGCAAUGGAAAAAUGUGCUCGCGGUGAUGUCACUAGUAGAGCUGGUAAAGUUAAUCAACGCGAAGUUAGCCGUAUUGCUCGUGAUUUGUUAGAAGCCUUAAAACAUUUGCAUCACAACGGCAUUAUUCAUCGUGAUAUCAAACUUUCAAAUAUCUUAAGUUGUGCUAACAAUGAUGUCAAAUUGGCCGAUUUUGGUAUUUCCUCCUUAACCCCAACUUCAACUACUGCAAUGGUCGGCACUAUCCCAUACAUGGCUCCUGAUGUUGUUCUCGUUGGACCUGAUAGACCUUAUGAUACAAAAGUCGACGUCUGGUCAUUGGGUGUCUGUAUCUUGGAACUUUUGACUGGUAAAGCUGCAUGGGGUCGUAUCCGCGACGAUGAAAUCAUGGAUAAAUUACGUCGUGGUGAAAUGCCAUAUGGUUUCCAACGUUUACGUAAAAAGGCCGAUAUUGGAUGGGAAGUUGUUGACUUUCUUGAAAAAUGUUUUGCCAAAAACCCUGAAAAUAGAUGGGACGCUGAAAGAUUAUUAGAGCAUCCAUUUAUCACAAAUUGUUAUUAA